Messenger RNA from Labrus mixtus (cuckoo wrasse), 1213 nucleotides. It is a transcript of the gene rln3b, whose product is annotated as relaxin 3b. Gene Ontology annotation, cellular component: extracellular region. The transcript has 2 exons. Gene Ontology annotation, molecular function: hormone activity. The coding region runs from base 522 to 968 and encodes 148 amino acids. Lineage: Eukaryota; Metazoa; Chordata; Actinopteri; Labriformes; Labridae. The record is from RefSeq and is a predicted model, not a curated record.
UUAAAAAGCAUAAAAGAGGUCGCAGCUAAUUUAAGUUUUGAAUUUGUGUGUUUGUAGGCUAUAGGCCUAUGUCACUCUUAAUUAACACGUAGGCCUAUUUAUGAAGCCUUACCUUAGUUAUCUUUGGGGUGAAUAGAUAUAGAUCUCCACCCAAUGCACUACAGGGCAGACAAUGGGAAGAUAUUGUGCAUUUGACCCAUAGCACAACACAACUGAUGAACAGAAAGGCCAUCAAAAGGCCACAGGUGAUUAGAUAACCAGCAACUCUGUUGACAUCACCUCAUGCAUCAUCCGCUACUUAAUCAUAACUUUUCUUUUUCUCUAUGUCCAUUGUUGCCCCUAAAGGUCUCUGUCUUAUCUCAGGGAAUGAUAAAGACUGUAGGUAAGCCCAUGUCCUUUUCUGAGAUGCUGAGGCCUAUAUAAGGGUACAGACAUGCAGUCAAGAAAGAAACACAUCGCACACAGGCACAUCAAGCUAUCCCCCAUCUCUCAAGAAACCUGUAGCAUCCUUCACCCUCACCAUGUGGAAGGCAGCAAUCUUGACCCUGGUCUUAUUGGUGGCAUUGGUAGACAGGGUGCGGUCCGAUGAUGGCAAUCCCUCUUUCUAUGGGGUCAAACUGUGUGGAAGAGAGUUCAUACGAGCAGUCAUCUUUACCUGUGGUGGUUCUCGCUGGAGAAGAAGUUUGGGAGAUUCAGCUCUUAUUGGAGAAGAGGCCUUUGACUCAUGGCACAUGAAUCCCAUUCCUCAACUUGCCAGUGAGCAGGAUCCUGCGGAGUCCCAAACAUGGAAAGAUCAUACAUCAAAUGGGGCUGCUGGAUUCUUCCGCUCAGCUCGCUCACCGAUCUCAGAGGAGGUGCUUGAGGCUCUUCGGAGUGCAGACAGGAAAGGACGGGAUGUAGUUGUUGGACUUUCCAAUGCCUGCUGCAAGUGGGGCUGUAGCAAGAGUGAAAUCAGCUCUCUGUGCUGAAGAUUGAUUCUUAAAUGUUUGAUAUGUAAUUUGUCUUGAUAUGUAACUAUUGGAGAGCUCUACUCCUCUCCUAUGUAAUUUAAGAAUUUCUUCAUGUUUAGGGUUUUUCAGAUAUCCACAUCCAAUCCAAAAGUCAUCCAUGUGUUGACUACAAAUAGGUUCACAAGAAAGUACAUGUAUUCAAAAUGUUAUUGCUAUUAUCAAAGAUUGUUAUAUAUGUGAAAUAAAGCUUUGUGUCAUUGUUA